AAAAGAAAACGUAAAGGCAUAUCAUAUGACACAACUCAACUGAGUGUAUAUGGUGCGCACUGUCAACUGUCAAUGCCAAUUCCUCCGCGGGGCCCACACAAAUCUCAAACACCAAAGCUCCCCUAAUACCUAUCGCCGUUAAAACCUUUGAUGACAACAACGUCGGAACACACGACCAAGUAACGGAAUUGUUCUGGCUCGCAACUCCGUCAACUUCUACAUUCGCCUCCUAUGAACCUUUCCUCUUUCUCUUUCAUCAUUUUUUUUAAGAAGUUGCUGCUUUUGAGCACCGAUUUCAGUGACCAAUAACGGGUUUUGAAUGUUUCAGAUGAGAGGGUUUUGGAUCUCUAUGAUUUUCAGCUUUUCUGGGCAGUGUUGAUUUUCGGUGAUACAGUUUUUUUUUUUUCUUUUUUUUUUCGCAAAGUUUCGAUUUUUUUUAUCUGGGUUUUUGGAAAAUGUGGGGUAGGUGGUGGUGGGGUGGCGGUGGCGGUUUUUUGAGGCAAAGGGUAUCUGCAGUUGUUAAUGUUAGUCACGGGUAUGGGGAAAAGCUUCAUCCUUUGGAUCCUCCUUUGCUGAAGGGUGUUGUUGAAGUGAUGUGUGGUGGAAGAAGGGUUGGAGGGGUGACAGUGACACCUUUAUCUGUUGUGAUGAACCAUUUCAAGAGGGGUAUGACAACUUCCACUGGAGAUGGUAAUGGGAUUGGAACAGACGAUUCUAUAUCAUUCUCUGAAGCCAAGAAGCUUAUGAGGUUGGUGAAUGUGGAGUCACUCAAGGUGAAGCUUGGUAUGGAAGGGAAGGAAGUUAUUUGUUACUCUGAGCUUCUUGAGGCAUGUGAGAACAUGGGAAUUGCACGGAAUCCCGCGGAGGCUGCAGCGUUUGCCAAGGUUCUUGAUGAGGCUGGGGUUGUUCUCCUCUUCAGGGAUAAAGUGUAUUUGCAUCCUGAUAAGGUGGUUGAUCUGGUUCGAAGAGCCGUUCCACUGGCACUGACUGCUGACAACGACCCUAUGCGAGAGGAGUUAAAGAAACUGCAGGAGAAGAAAGAGGAAAUCGAUGUGUUGGCGCAUAAGCAGGUGCGGCGCAUCCUCUGGUCUGGACUAGGAUUUGGUGUGGUUACCGUCGGCUUCUUCUUCCGGCUAACAUUCUGGGAAUUUUCAUGGGAUGUGAUGGAACCAAUUGCCUUUUUUACCACAACCACAGGGUUGGUUAUAGGCUAUGCCUACUUUUUACUAACUUCAAGAGACCCUACUUAUCAAGACUUGAUGAAGAGGCUCUUUCUUUCAAGGCAGAGGAAGCUGUGCAAGAGGAAUAAUUUUGACAUUGAGAGAUUCAAGGAGCUCCAGUGCAAGUGCAAAACUCCUUUACAUGCUACAACUGUUUUGAAAAAUCGCAUAGGGGUGGAAUUGGAUCUUGAUGAUGCUUUACAUAGAGACUAAAAUUUUCAGGUGGUUUAAAAUUCUAUUCUUUUUCUAAUAUAUUAUAGUUACAAUGUUCCCCUUGUUUUAAUGUUUGAGGGGAGAAGAUUAAACUAACUAUAGUUUUGGCUUCUUGAAUAUAAACUUAUGCCCUUAAUUUUCUUGACAAUGCAUAAAGAUUUUUCGUUCUUUUCCA
Cajanus cajan (pigeon pea) is the source of this 1608-nucleotide messenger RNA. Its product is annotated as calcium uniporter protein 1, mitochondrial. NCBI's taxonomy places the organism in Eukaryota, Viridiplantae, Streptophyta, Magnoliopsida, Fabales, Fabaceae. Gene Ontology annotation, biological process: mitochondrial calcium ion homeostasis; calcium import into the mitochondrion. Gene Ontology annotation, molecular function: calcium channel activity; uniporter activity. Gene Ontology annotation, cellular component: uniplex complex. The record is from RefSeq and is a predicted model, not a curated record.